Molecule: messenger RNA, 639 nt
Organism: Cryptococcus amylolentus CBS 6039
Lineage: Eukaryota; Fungi; Basidiomycota; Tremellomycetes; Tremellales; Cryptococcaceae
Exons: 1
Coding region: 1-639 (212 amino acids)
Source: RefSeq, a predicted model, not a curated record
AUGCCGUCCCAAAAAUCCAGGAUCAUCGCCGGCCGUCGAGCCGCCCACCCCCACAAAACCAACACCCGUAAAACCCAACUCCACAACGACAUUACCUCCUUGAUCUCUGACAUCAACCUCAGAGUCUAUGCUGCCGACGAUCCUGCCUCGUAUACUGCCACCAACACAAAGAGUGAUGUGGAAAGAGAGCGUGUCAAAGGAGGAGGCUGGGUGGGCUGGGCGGACGAUGUGGACGCUUUACGCCGACCGCAUGAAGAAUGGACGAGACUGUUAGAAGAAGGCCGCCAGACUCGUCAAUCUCUCGACCCCCUCCAAGCUACUCUGGCAAAAACAAAAGAAGCGAUCCAUACCGAAGCCAACACCCUGUUCAACACCAAAAACAUGCCCGAACAUCUUACCGAGCUUCCUUCCGUCAUCCAAUACACUGACGACCUCAUCGAGGUUAGAGAUCUACAGAUGACGCUGGAUAGGAACGCAGAUGCUUGUAAUGGGUUUUAUAAAGAUGUCUUGGGGGCGUUGGACAAGGAUCUGAGAGAGACGUUUGACGGCAUGAACGAUUUGGAGGUGCCCGCCGAAGCUGCCUGGGCCAGUGUCGUCAGAGGUAGCCUUCUCCUCCAACGCGAGUCGCACCAAUUCUAA